Molecule: messenger RNA, 1078 nt
Organism: Cygnus atratus (black swan)
Lineage: Eukaryota; Metazoa; Chordata; Aves; Anseriformes; Anatidae
Gene: SELENOM
Product: selenoprotein M
Exons: 5
Cellular component (GO): endoplasmic reticulum lumen
Molecular function (GO): oxidoreductase activity
Source: RefSeq, a predicted model, not a curated record
UGCGCACGCGCAGCGGUGCCGCGAGCGACCCGCGACGUGGCGAUGCGGCGGGCGGCGGCGCUGCUGGCGCUGCUGGCGGUGGCGGCGGGGGGCGGCGGCCCGCGGCCCCUCCGGCCUCCGGGGGCCGAGCUGCGGGGCCUGGCCCGGGGCAAGGUGGAGACCUGCGGCGGGUGACGGCUGAACCGCCUGCGGGAGGUGAAGGCCUUCGUCACCCAGGACAUCCCCCUCUACCAUAACCUGGAGAUGAAGCACCUGCCUGGCGCCGACCCCGAGCUUGUACUCCUCAGCCACAGAUACGAGGAGCUGGAGAGAAUCCCCCUGAGUGACAUGACCCGGGAGGAGAUCAACCAGCUGGUGCAGGAGCUGGGCUUCUACCGCAAGGAGACACCUGAUGCCCCCGUUCCCGAGGAGUUCCAGUUUGCCCCCGCUAAGCCUCUGCCCACCCUGCAGCCCCCCAAAGCUCCUGCAACUGACAGCAAGACCCCAUCUGAACAUGACAACAAAGAACAUCCAGACCUCUAGUGAGCGGUGCAAAGAGAGGGUAGAAGUGGUAGAAGGUCCUGCAGCCUUAGUGGGUGAGGAUGAGGGUGUUAGAACAGCUGCCUCUUCCUGUGCAGCUGGGAACAGAUCCAUGGGGUGACAAGGGUUUGACCGCGAUGCAGAGAAAUCUUUCCAGCUCCCCCCACUAUUGCUCAGUGUUCCAUAGCCUCUUCCCCGAGGAUGCCCUGAGCAGCUCUAGACUUCAGCAGAGGCUGCCUGUGCGCCGAGGACAUCCAAGUGAGCCGUAUCUGCCUGUUAAUUGCCUUCCCCCACCCCAGCCAUUCUGACGUGGCCAAUCUGAAGGAGCAGUAAUCUCAUUGUUCCUUUACCAUGCCCCGAGGUUUAGUCAACUCCUGGUGCUGGACAGCGAUAUCCUACCUGCACAGGACAGGAUGAAACCCUCAGCAGAAAGCCCCAGGUGCUGAGAGUAGAUGUGCUGAGUCCUGGAGGUGGGAAAGCUGCCUCCUACGAGGGUAUGGCUUUACACCACCAGCAGGGUUGCCUCAUAUUGAGCACACAGUAAAACUUUUGCUUACAA